UGAAGUGCGUGAAAACAAACACAGCGCAUUGUUUAUGAUUCAUUAUCGAUCUACGAAGCCGUACUUUCUGCCAACUGCAGACGAUAAGAGAAGGAAGCAAUCGAUAUAGAAUGUCAGUUUGAGAGCGAAUAGGAGUAAAUAGUACAAUCUCGAAGGUUCUUGAUAUGGAUUUCAACGUUAAGAAAAUUGUUAAGGAUGCUGGGGCCGCUAUCAGCAGAGUCGUACAGCUUACGGAAGAGAAACUUGGCACCUCUGAGAAAACUGAGCUGGAUGCCCAUUUUGAGAACUUGUGGGAGAGGGCUGACACCACAAAAUCUUGGACGGAGAAGCUGCUGAGGAAUACAGAGGCUGUCUUAAUCCCAAAUCCUGGCAAUCGCAUUGAAGAUUUUGUUUACCAGAAGAUUGAGAAGAAGAGGCCCUCUCGAUUAAGCAAUCUAGAGUACCUGGGUUUGGAUAUGAUAGAGGCUGGAAACGUUUUUGGUCCAGGCACUACCUAUGGAAAUGCUUUAAUUAAAGUGGGUUUAUGUGAACAGAAAUUGGGACAAACUGAAAGAGAUUUCAUUGGCUCUGCUGCUAUAUCCUACACCCAACCACUGACCAAAUUCCUUGAAGGAGAAAUGAAAACAAUCAGCAAAGAGAAGAGUAUUCUUGAAAAUAAAAGAUUGGAUUUAGAUGCUUGUAAAAAUCGCGUCAGGAAAGCUAGGAGUUUGUUGGGCACACAAGUGAAAGAUGGUUUGUCUCCAGAAGCUGUUUUAGACCAGGCUGAAAGAGAUUUGCGCGUUGCCCAAUCCGAGUUCGACAGACAGGCGGAGAUCACGAAACUUCUCUUGGAAGGUGUUAGUAGUUCCCAUGCGGCACAUCUGAGAUGUCUGCAAGAAUUCGUGGAAACGCAAGCAAGGUUCUAUGCACAAUGCAGCAGCGCUAUGACUGAGCUGCAGCAGGAAUUGUCUAGUAUGCCAGAUCUUGAUAACACCAAUCCUCUUACAAACUCCAUCCAAAUAAAAGGCAAUAAUGAAGGUUCGUAAAAGGAUUUGAAAAGAAUCAUCGAUUGGAUAAAAAGAUGUAAAUUCAAUUGGAAUCGACGAUUCCCGAUAAAAUUGAAGAUUGUUUUCGUUUUUAAAGUCUUCCUCUCAGAGCUCUCUAGAAAAUGAAAAGUUUUGAUAUUGAAAUUCCCGAAUUAAUUUAUGAACCGAACGUUGUUCCUGUAUUUUUUA
This is a messenger RNA of Nicrophorus vespilloides, 1214 nucleotides long. It is a transcript of the gene EndoB, whose product is annotated as endophilin-B1. Gene Ontology annotation, molecular function: protein binding. The record is from RefSeq and is a predicted model, not a curated record. The coding region runs from base 165 to 1025 and encodes 286 amino acids. Lineage: Eukaryota; Metazoa; Arthropoda; Insecta; Coleoptera; Silphidae. The transcript has 6 exons. Gene Ontology annotation, cellular component: cytoplasm.